Molecule: messenger RNA, 3874 nt
Organism: Paramuricea clavata
Lineage: Eukaryota; Metazoa; Cnidaria; Anthozoa; Malacalcyonacea; Plexauridae
Source: the annotation of a GenBank genome assembly
AUGACGAAAAACUUGGUUAUCAUGUUUCUUGCUAUCGAAAUUUCACCGACAAAAAAGCUUGAGAGAGCGGAAUCAACGCUCGCGAAUUUAAAGAGCUCGAGAAAGAAAGACGAAUGUGAGAAACAAGACGAUGAUCCUGUUCCACAGAAAAGGACACCGACAAGGCAGUGGUCCCGAAUUCAAAAACAACGCUGUUCCCCUACCACUUCUAGUUCUGUUCGUAGAAAUAUUCUACCGAAAAAGUGCUUGGUUUGUAAAAAAAGCAAAACCUAUUAGUUUAUUUGAGCCGGUGAGUAUAGUGAAACAUUGUUUUUAUUUAUUACUUUAAAUAUAAGAGAGGUGAUCUGAGGUUGUUCUUAUUAAGCCCGAAUCAAGUGAGAGCGGAGGAUGGCAAGUUGAUAGUCAAGAUUUACUAUCGUAACAGUCGUUUUAGCAUUAACAAAAUAACUGCUUCGUAAGUGUUCUAAACAAGUAUAAACUGUAUCAAAGUUCAUGUUAUGGUGCAGAAGAUAUUCAGAGCGUCUGACUGAAAUAAUGAGAUAGCGUGAUUGCCAACUUACGUUCUCGUUUGAUCCACGCUGUAAUUAUAGUUUCCAUUUUUGUAGCACUCGCGAAAAUAUAAAAGAAACAGUUCCUAUCAUUGGCACAAACAAUUACGGUAGGAACCUUACAAGAAGCAGCCAAACUACAUAAUGACACCGAUUUUCUUCAUGAAAUUGCAGGAAAAGACUGUGUUACAAUUGAAGCACGGUAUCACAAAAAGUGCUACAGUUUAUGACAAUGCGUUUGACAUUUUUUGUGCUGAAAUUAUUGAAGAAAGAAUUGUUGGUAACAAGGAAAUACUGCUGGAAUUCGCAUGCCACGAAGUAGAAGAUCUUGCCUGUAACCACGAGGAGGCGGAUACGAGAAUGCUCGCUCACGCAAAGAGUGCGUCCGCAGACAUCCAGUAUCAUUAUUAAAAGUCCUGAUACGGACGUAUAUAUCAUAGCCUUAAAUGCUAGUUUAGGCCUACUUUGGGGGCGAAGGUCGCCUAAUUUCGCCUAAUGUCGCCUAAUUUCGCCCAAUUUCGCCCAUGUGCACCCGAUUUUUUAACUUUGCCUAACAGUCUAUUCGCUUAAUGUCGCCUAAUUUCGCCUAAUGUCGCAUAAUCUCACACAAGCAUGCCCAAUUUUGCACUUUGAGUUUGUCGUCCAUUCUAGUCUAUUCCUUACUUAUUUGUUAGUUUCCCGCAUGUUUUUGUAUAAAUACAUGUACACAAACACCAAGGGCAUGUGCUGUUUGGGACCAUCUCUCGCCAGUACUAAUGAGGCUUGGUUAUUUGGGGUUUAUAUGUAUAUGGAAUUACAACGCAUUAUUCCAAUGAAAAUUACCUAAAUUAUGUUGUUAAGGCAGCCUUCUGGCUAUCUUCUCCAAUGUGUUUCUUUGUGAAACUCAAGCCUGGUUCACAAAGAUGCCUGCGACGUGCCUGUGACGUACCGGCGACGAUGCCGGUGGUAGCUUAAAACGUAAAUUAUGCCGUGAAUAUUUGUUCGCCUAUUGCCUCCAGUGCCACAGAUACAUCGGCGGUAGACCGGGAAAGUUGACUUGAGUUCAACUUUGCCGGUAUUUCGGCGGCAAGUAGAGGCAUAUAUAAUGAUACAGUCCCAGGCAUACCGCAGGCAUAUGUAAACCAGGCUUCAGUCAAAUUAGACAAUCACACACCAUUAAAUAUUUAAAUGUUGUAUAUGAAAUCGAACUUAGAUCUUAUUAUCAAAGAUACAUUCAUGAUAACUGGGGAGUGCUAAAGUACAGAAUACCUCUCACUAGCGAAGUACACUGGGUAUCCUAAAGGCCGAAACAGUACCGUCUGUAGUUAUAUAUGUACUAUUUAAAAUACUCAUUAAUAAUUCAUAAACCUUGUGGCAAACAUGUCAGCCAUACAUAAUAAUGUCACGCGGAGUGACUUUAUAUCUGAUAAAACACAUGUGGCAUGGUAUAAUUGUUCAUCCUAAUUAGCAUUAUUAUACAAUGGUUCAUCCUAAUAAAUUAGUAUAUAGUCGUAUUUUAAGCUAUUCAAAACACUCGUUGUCGUGUUUUAUCAGAUAUAAAAGCUCGACUGCGCCUCGCAUUUUAUAUCUGAUAAAACACACCUACUCGUGUUUUAAAUAUUAUAUAGACUAUAAAUAAAGAAAGUCAUCUAUAGUAUGUUCAAAAUACGACUUUGUAGUUUGUAAAAUAAAAUUACUUACAUUUCGACGAAAUUACGUUGAUCGACAUCUCAUAAUUAGUUAUCAUCGCAAAAGAUACAGAGCAAUGUAAUAACGGCGACCUUGGCCCCCAAAGUAGGCCUUAGUUUCUCAAUCAGCAGAUUUAUAUUUCGAGACGGGGACAAAAGAUAAAAGGCGGAUAAUAUCAAUUAGUAAGGUUAAGGAGAACUUUGUGAGAUCUGUGGAGUGCAGCAUUAAUUGGAGCUUUCGAUCAACACGGAUAUAUCAAAACUCGACCUUUGGUUUCACAAUAAUUUUCUCACUGUGAAUGCUGGUAUAAGACACAGGCUAUGGUAAUGGAAAAUCUGAUUUCGAUUACGAUAUAAAAGUUGCUGAUACCUCCAUUCAAAUGGCAACGGUCGUCAAAAUUUUAGGAGUUACUCUAGACAAGCGUUUAACUUUUGAAUCCCAUGUAAAAGAAAUGCUCAAGAAGGUUUAUUCGAAAGUGGCGGUCUUACGAGGAAUAAGGCGUUUAAUCCCUAUUGAAGUUGCAACGAAAUUGUACAAAGCCUACAUCCUUCCACAUUUGGAAUAUUGCUGUCCUCUCCUUCUUGGUAUCGGGAAAGGCUUGGGUAGGAAAUUGGAAUCUGCUAACCAUUAUGGCCUAAAAACUCUAUUUAAUAUGGGUGAUACUUCAGAUUACGAAACAGUUUUGAAUAUGGCAUCAAUGCGUUCCUUGGAACAAAGACGGUUUGAACAGUCUUUAAUUAUGUUUUUUAAAUGUACACGUCUUCAUGGGCCCCAAUAUAUUUCAAACUUUUUAAAAUUACGGUCCUCGCGUUACAAUCUUAGAAAUACUGGUCUGAAUUUUGAGCAGGCCAGUUAUAUAAUACUUUAUAUUGACAUAAUUUAUAUUCUUAUAUCAUUUCGCAUAUUUGGAAUGAGCUACCUAAUGAUAUUAAAAACUCCAACUCGUUAUCCGAGUUUCGUUCUUCAAUUUCAAGAAUGGAUUUUACUAACAAACUCAAUCUCGGCUGUAGGUGUGCGAGAUGUAUCUAAUUCUUAAAUAUUUUAUACUACAGUACUUUCGCCAUUAGUCCUAACUAUGUAAAUUGGUUUCUCAUCAGUACUUUGUUUUAAAUUUGUACAUGUAUUCACGCAUAGAGUAAAUAGCCGAGCAUUUUUAACAUGAGCCUAUGGCUCGGGAGAUUGAGCAAUCACUCCCUAUGUAUUGACUUUAAAUAAAUACUAUUACUAUUACUGUUACUAUUACUAUUACUAUUACUAUUACUAUUACUAUUACUAUUACUAUUACUAUUACUAUUACUAUUACUAUUACUAUUACUAUUACUAUUACUAUUACUAUUACUAUUACUAUUACUAUUACUAUUACUAUUACUAUUACAGGUAACACUUUUAAUUUUAAGUUUGCUGCUCAACCAUUCUCCGAAUGAAAAAUUAAUUCAUUAAAUAUCCUUCUUUAAGGUUGCCAUACCACAAGUGCAUUCUUUGGAAAAGGAAAGUCUUCAGCACUUAAAAUUGCGAUGGAAAGCGAAGAAUACGCUCCGGCAUUUUCAAACCUUGGAAAUGAAUUGGAUGUACCAAGUUCUACGAAAGCUGUCUUAAAAAAGUUUGUGUGCCAUUUGUACGGCGCUGAAAAUCAGUGUGAUGUCAAUCUCGUUCGUUAG